This is a messenger RNA of Dendrobium catenatum, 393 nucleotides long. RefSeq names its product 40S ribosomal protein S26-1-like. Gene Ontology annotation, molecular function: structural constituent of ribosome; mRNA binding. Gene Ontology annotation, biological process: translation. Lineage: Eukaryota; Viridiplantae; Streptophyta; Magnoliopsida; Asparagales; Orchidaceae. Gene Ontology annotation, cellular component: cytosolic small ribosomal subunit; ribosome. The coding region runs from base 16 to 393 and encodes 125 amino acids. The record is from RefSeq and is a predicted model, not a curated record. The transcript has a single exon.
AGAUCGCCUGUGGCAAUGACCUUCAAGCGCAGAAAUGGCGGGCGUAACAAGCACGGCCGCGGCCACGUGAACUUUAUCCGCUGCUCCAACUGCGGAAAAUGCUGCCCCAAGGAUAAGGCUAUCAACAGGUUUCUGGUGAGGAAUAUCGUGGAACAAGCUGCCCUCAGGGAUGUACAGGAGGCAUGUGUCUAUGAAAAUUAUACUCUCCCAAAACUCUAUGCUAAGGUUCAGUACUGUGUUUCCUGCGCUAUUCACUCUCAUGUUGUAAGAGUUAGAUCUCGCACUGCCAGGAGGGUUCGUGAGCCUCCACAGCGGUUCAGGCACAGGGAGGAUUUGGGAAGACCUGGUCCACCUCGCCCUGGUGUUGCUGGCGUUGCACCUGUUCGCCCAUGA